Messenger RNA from Megalopta genalis, 706 nucleotides. RefSeq names its product cuticular protein CPF2 (gene CPF2). NCBI's taxonomy places the organism in Eukaryota, Metazoa, Arthropoda, Insecta, Hymenoptera, Halictidae. The record is from RefSeq and is a predicted model, not a curated record.
AAUAGUCUGUCGGAUUUACCAUGAGCAUUCAAUUCGUUCUACGUUUUGCUUCUGCACGGUACAGAGAAAAUCCAAGCAACCAACUUCUCAUCAUGUUUAGGUUUUUGGUGAUCUGUGGCUGCUUGUUGGCGAUCGCGCAAGCCGGUGUGAUCGGCGGGGGUUUGCUCGCAGCGACUGCGCCUGCUGCGGUCGCGGUGCAGCCGGCGGCGGCACUUCCUCUGUCCGCAGCCACGGUCGCGUUGCCAACCAUCGCGACCUCCAGCUCCAACGUGAUUCGGGGUAUCGGUAACUUAGGUGCCAUAUCAGCCUACUCGAAGAGCGUAGACACGCCAUUCAGUAGCGUCAGGAAAGCGGACGUACGCGUUAACAAUCCAGGAAUCGUGACGGCGACCGCUGUGCCCGCGCCUGUACUCACGCUCGCAAAUACUGCUCUCGCAGGUCCUGUAGCCACGGCCGCCCUUGCUGCGCCUACUCUCCUCGCACCUGGACUGACAACCGCACUCGCAGCCGGACCGGCUCUAGCUCCGCUAGGACUCAAUGGCUUGGCACUGAACGGCUUGGGAGCGGUUAGAGUGCUCUAAGAGCCGCACACCAACCGCGCCCCUAAUUCGCGGCAACGAACAAUCGUUGUCAUGACGCAAACGAACUACAUGUCACAGAAUGUAAUCACCGAUUAACGAAUAAAUAUAAAAUCUUUACAACUCCA